AUGAGCACAAAGGCCAGCGACAUCGCGGAUGAGUUCCACUGCAACAACAGCUUCAGCGACCGUGUCAUAGACAGCAAGAUGCCCACCGUCCACCGCCAGCACGAGAUAUCCCGCAAAGAGUCCGAGGACGAGUCCCGCUUACCGGCGCUGGAGGCCGCCUACACCGACAUCCUCAGGCAUCUCGGGGAGGACACUGACCGGGAGGGAUUGCUCCGCACCCCGCUGCGCGCCGCCAAAGCUAUCCAGUUCCUCACUAAGGGCUACCAUGAGACCGUCGAUGACAUCUUAAAUAAUGCCAUAUUUGAUGAAGACCACGAUGAGAUGGUGAUUGUGAAAGACAUAGACAUGUUUUCACUGUGCGAACACCACAUGGUGCCCUUUUUUGGCAAGGUUCACAUUGGGUAUAUUCCUAACAAAAAAGUGGUGGGACUGAGCAAGCUGGCAAGGAUUGUGGAGAUCUUCAGCCGUAGGCUUCAAGUUCAAGAGCGCCUGACCAAGCAGAUUGCCAUCGGAAUAUCCGAGGCUCUGCAGCCAAAAGGCGUAGCUGUGGUUAUUGAAGCAGCGCACAUGUGUAUGGUGAUGCGUGGCGUCCAGAAGAUGAACAGCCGCACGGUGACGAGCACCAUGCUGGGAGUUUACCUCGAGGACCCCAAAACUCGGGAGGAGUUUCUUUAUCUUUCACAGCGUGCCUAACAGCUAUCAGAUACCAUUCACUCCCAAGCCACUGUACACAGUUGCACACAAAAGGGUCUAAAGUAACAGAUCUGCAUCUGACUACUGCAGGUGCAGGACUUUCACCUCUUGAACUAACCUCAAUACACUGAAGCCAGAAAGAUUUCAGGACUGCAGCUGAUGGUCUGUUGUCGAGAUCACUGUGCAACAGACUUAUAUUCAUGGUGCCUUUAGAGGAUAUUUUACAGUCUUAAAUGGCAAUAUAUUGUUAUUAUAAAGUAUAAACCUUCAGUGCAAUAUUGUAAUGUGACAGUUCUUAAUUUUUUUUUCCUGAUGGGAAAUUCACUGGUGCUUUUGCAAAGUUAUUGCAUUUAGAAUCCACUGGUUUUACUAAUUUAACAAAACCUGUGUCAUUUAUAAAUACAUUUAUAAAGUCUUUGCAUUAUAAGACAUUUUAAGGUACAAAUCCAAUUAUUAUAGCUGCAAUUCAAAUGUGUAGAGCUGAUAGAUGUAAUGAGUACAUGUUUGUUUUGAUCAGGGGCCACUGUGACACAUUCUGGAUCGUCAAAAGCAACAUUAUGAAAGUUUCCGGUCUGACGUUUUGGUAAUGUCAAAAAGAAAUAAAAGCUCAAAGACGACUACUGAAUUUGAAUGA
Archocentrus centrarchus (flier cichlid) is the source of this 1327-nucleotide messenger RNA. RefSeq names its product GTP cyclohydrolase 2 (gene gch2). Gene Ontology annotation, molecular function: GTP cyclohydrolase I activity; GTP binding; zinc ion binding. NCBI's taxonomy places the organism in Eukaryota, Metazoa, Chordata, Actinopteri, Cichliformes, Cichlidae. The transcript is spliced from 6 exons. The record is from RefSeq and is a predicted model, not a curated record. Bases 1 to 693 code for a protein of 230 amino acids. Gene Ontology annotation, biological process: tetrahydrofolate biosynthetic process; tetrahydrobiopterin biosynthetic process. Gene Ontology annotation, cellular component: cytoplasm.